This is a messenger RNA of Anastrepha obliqua, 1581 nucleotides long. It is a transcript of the gene Ahcy, whose product is annotated as adenosylhomocysteinase. The transcript has 6 exons. The coding region runs from base 114 to 1409 and encodes 431 amino acids. NCBI's taxonomy places the organism in Eukaryota, Metazoa, Arthropoda, Insecta, Diptera, Tephritidae. Gene Ontology annotation, biological process: L-methionine cycle. Gene Ontology annotation, cellular component: cytosol. Gene Ontology annotation, molecular function: adenosylhomocysteinase activity. The record is from RefSeq and is a predicted model, not a curated record.
UCUUGCCAAACGCACGCCUGGUUUUAAGUUUACUUUUUCCUUUAUCAUUAUUCGAGCCGGUUGUGGUCUCUGUUAUUUUACAGAUCCUAAGUGAAAAUUAUACAUAAAAUAAAAUGAGUCCACAAUACAAAGUUGCUGAUAUCAGUCUCGCUGAGUAUGGCCGUAAGGCCAUCAUAAUCGCGGAGAAUGAGAUGCCUGGUCUAAUGGCAAUUCGCCAGAAGUAUGGACCACAGAAAGUACUAAAGGGCGCACGUAUUGCUGGAUGCCUUCAUAUGACCGUACAAACGGCCGUAUUGAUAGAAACCCUCGUCGAGUUGGGUGCAGAAGUUCAGUGGUCAAGCUGUAAUAUAUUUAGUACACAAGAUCAUGCAGCUGCAGCUAUAGCCAAGACUGGUGUACCAGUCUACGCAUGGAAGGGCGAGACCGAUGAGGAAUACUUGUGGUGCAUCGAACAGACGUUGGUAUUCCCCGAUGGUCAGCCCUUGAAUUUGAUACUUGAUGAUGGCGGUGACUUGACUAAUUUGGUGCACGAGAAGUUCCCACAGUACUUAAAAGGCAUAAAAGGAUUGAGUGAAGAAACCACAACCGGUGUACAUAAUUUGUACAAAAUGAUGAAGGAGGGUCGCCUGAGCGUGCCUGCGAUCAAUGUUAAUGACUCAGUUACAAAGAGCAAAUUCGAUAACCUGUAUGGUUGCCGUGAAUCGUUAAUUGAUGGCAUUAAGCGCGCCACCGACGUCAUGAUUGCUGGAAAAGUGUGUUGCGUCGCCGGUUAUGGUGAUGUAGGCAAAGGUUGCUCACAGGCGCUGCGUGGUUUCGGCGGACGAGUUAUUAUCACUGAAAUCGAUCCCAUCAAUGCGCUGCAGGCUGCCAUGGAAGGGUACGAAGUUACCACAAUGGAAGAAGCAUGCAAAGAAGCCACUAUCUUUGUGACCACCACCGGUUGCAAGGACAUCAUUACUGGAGCGCAUUUCCUGCACAUGUCCGACGAUGCAAUCGUUUGCAACAUUGGUCAUUUCGAUUGCGAAAUUGACGUUGCAUGGCUGAAUGCGAAUGCGAAGGACAAGAUAAAUGUUAAACCUCAAGUAGAUCGCUACACCCUCGCCAAUGGCAAACAUAUUAUUUUACUGGCCGAAGGACGUUUGGUGAAUUUGGGCUGUGCGCAUGGGCAUCCUAGCUUUGUGAUGUCAAACUCGUUCAGUAAUCAAGUUUUGGCACAAAUUGAAUUGUGGACCAAGGCGGAUAAAUACAACGUCGAUGUGCAUAUGUUACCAAAAAUCCUCGACGAAGAAGUGGCCAGUCUACAUUUGGAGAAAUUAGGUGUAAAAUUGACGAAAUUGACCGCCGAGCAAUCCAAAUACUUGGAUGUGCCACAGACUGGCCCCUUCAAGCCAGAUCACUACAGAUACUAAGAGCCCAUCUCUGGCUCAAGCUCUUGCAAAGGUAAACAUACUAUUAUUGAGAUUUUUUUUUUUCUAAUACCAAUUGGUUUUGUUGUAAUUUGCAUUAAUAAAGUUUAUACAUACAUAUAUAAAAAAAUUGUAAUAAAGUGAAUGGAAUACUAUAAAUAGCGAAAGUCACGUA